This is a messenger RNA of Pochonia chlamydosporia 170, 1053 nucleotides long. Its product is annotated as GDP-mannose 4,6-dehydratase. Bases 1 to 1053 code for a protein of 350 amino acids. Lineage: Eukaryota; Fungi; Ascomycota; Sordariomycetes; Hypocreales; Clavicipitaceae. Gene Ontology annotation, molecular function: GDP-mannose 4,6-dehydratase activity. The record is from RefSeq and is a predicted model, not a curated record. The transcript has 5 exons. Gene Ontology annotation, biological process: GDP-mannose metabolic process.
AUGUCAAAGCCGUGUGACCUUAGUGCCCUUAUAUCAGGCAUUAAUGGACAAGAUGGGUUCUAUUUGUCCCGUCACCUUCUUCAGCUGGGCUAUCGAGUUUAUGGCCUUAUGCGGGGAUCUUUAAACAAGAAGACUCACCUCUCCCUCCUCAUCAAAGAAUAUGGAGCCCGUCUGACUUUGCACUCAGGUGACGUGCUAAACUUGGCGUGUUUGAUCGAGCUUCUUAACAGGAUUGAAGUUGAUGAGAUCUACCAUCUUGCGGCUCAAUCGCAUGUCGGCCUGUCUUUUCAGCAAGCUCUCUAUACUUACGACGUAAACAGUAUUGGGACUAUCCGACUUCUAGAAGCCUUGCAGGCCCUGGAUAUGCAUAAGCGCGUUCGAUUCUACAAUGCUUGUAGCUCUGAGGUCUUUGGUCGUGUAACUGAGAUUCCCCAGAAAGAAACCACCCCCUUUCGGCCAGUCUCGCCGUACGGUGCCUCAAAAGUUCUGAGCUACUGGGCCACAAAGCUCAUGCGCGAGCAGCAUGACAUGUUUGCAGUCAAUGGGAUCCUCUUUAAUCAUGAAUCACCAUUGAGAGAUGAAGCUUUCGUCACACGAAAAAUCACUCUAGGCGUGGCUCGCAUAGCCCAUGCCAUGGCGACUGAAAUCCAGUUGGGUUAUCUCGACUCCGAAAGAGACUGGACACACGCCGCUGAUAUGGUUGUUGGAAUCCAUCACAUGAUGCAACAGCAGCGGCCCGACGAUUUUGUUCUUGCGAGCGGCACGUCGCGAUCUGUCAGAUGUUUUGCGGAGGCAGCUUUUAAAGUCAUUGGUAUUGAGCUUAGAUGGCAGGGCGAGGGGGAAAACGAGGUGGGGUAUGAUGCUCGAGAUGGCACUGUUCGCGUUCGGGUGAACAGCGAGCUUUUCCGACCACUUGAAGUAGAGAAGCUGCUUGGCGAUCCCGCGAAAGCCGCAAUAGUGUUGAAAUGGCAGCCAACCAUUACUUUUGAGAAUCUGGUCAAGGAGAUGGUUGAAGCGGAUCUACAGCUCUUAUCGUCCACGCCUCGAUUGUAA